AUGAAGCUGUGCGGCACUGCAACAUUUCCCGUCCCUCCACCUUUCCCGGAGAGGGAAAUCUUUCUUUUACUCCGGCCUGCCAAUCCCGUGGACGGUGGCUCGCAAAGGACAAUGGUUCCCAUGUCAGCAGGAAACCGCGUUCCCCCUCCCCCACGGGAGGAGCGGAGCGGGAGGUGGGGGUGCGGUGAGGUGGGUAGUGGAAGCACCGAGGGUGCCCCUGAGAGGAGGUUGCUACAAGUAGAGCAGAGUUUUCCGAGUCCAAGAAGGGCGUAGUCGCGGGAGUGUGGAGCGAUGCUGGAUAUAGAAAACAGCGAAAUCCUGGAAAAGCCGACCCGGGGGCUCGUGGCCGGCCCGAACAUGCGCCGUUUUCGGCGGCGCUACUUUAAUAUGUCCGAAGUGGCCAGGCACAACACGGCCGACGACCUGUGGGUAACCUACCUGGGUUCUGUGUACAAUCUCACUUCGCUGGCCCAGGAGCACAGAGGGAGCGUGCUGAUGAAGCCCAUCGUGGAGGCGGCGGGACAGGACAUCAGCCACUGGUUUGACCCCAUUACCGGAGAUAUCCGAACGCACAUAGAUCCGCUGACCGGCUGCCUCAAGUAUUACACCCCCAGGGGGCGCUUCGUGCACAUCCCUCCGCAGCUGCCCCGCUCAGAUUGGGCCAAUGACUUUGGCACGCCGUGGUGGAGACAGGCCCAGUACGAGGUGGGGCUGCUCUCCCAGAAGACCCGGCUCAUUCGCAUCAUCAACACGCUCACUUCUCAGGAGCACACGCUGGAGGUGGGGGAACUGGAGUCCAUGUGGGAAAUCCUGCACCGAUAUCUCCCCUACAAUGCUCAUGCUGCCAGCUAUACUUGGAAGUUUAAUGGUGUCAACCUGGACAUGGACAAGACCCUGGAGCAAAAUGGGAUUGCCGAUGAGGAUCGAGAGUUCGAAAGCCUUAACAUGGACUCAGAGAUGUUCACACCUGCCUUGUUACUGUACUUCAAUGAUGACCUCACUGAACUAUAAGGAGAUACACAUGUAAUAUGUAGACUAGAGAGAGAACAGGGUGUAUGGCUCAGUCUCUGUGCCCUGGGGAAAAGGGGAAAGCCUAAAUCUAGUUCUCCAUCCCACUCUUGAACUCUUAACUCUCAGCCCCUGCUUUCCACCAAGGCCCCCAAUCCUUUGGGAACUCAGGAGUACUUAACCUCAUUUCACAUAGCACACUGAGGAUAUUAGAUUUUUUUUUAGUCAGGACCAGACAAAGUAAGAUUAACUUCACCCAAGCAACUUCCUUAAUAAGGUGAGAGUACAGGAAAAUCUGGAGUCUUCUUUAUUUCUCUCCUGUGAAGAGGUACUGAAGCAGGCAUUAGGGAAAUGGGUAAAGAAUCUUGCCUCAAAGUGAAGCAGAGAGGCAGAGAGGAAGCAAGCAAGGGCCUUAGGAGGGCUAGGAUACCAUAAGAAUUUAAUCAUCUGUGCCUAUAACCGGCCCACCUCUUCUCUAGGAUAAUAGUGGGAAAACAAAUCACCAAGGGUUUGGGGAAAGUUCUUGACGCACCUUGAAACUGGGAAAUCAACAGACAUUGCAAGUUCCUGUGACAAAAAUGAAACCUCUUGGUCUUGUACUGAGUGUAACAAAAACCACACGUCUGAUAUCAUCCAUCGAGACUGGGCUUGUGCUCGGUUUAGCUAAAUGUCAUGCAGAAGCACUUAUCUGUUCCACUUAUUCUACCACUACAUCAAAAACUGUAUUUUCUCUGCCUCAUACACCAAGACUAGGCUUUUGAGCAACGUCUUGGAUGAAUUCUGGGGGUAUGCCUGUUUUACCCUGGGAACUGUUAGGUCUGGAGUGUAGUCAACCACCUGUCUUACUUGGAGUCACAGUUAGGAAAAAGAUUAGAGAUGCCAUUCAGAAGCCAGUGGGAGCUGGAGAAGGGAAAGGUUUCAGCCAAGCGGUGGGUGGAGAAAGGAAACAAACUGGAAAAAAUCUGCAUGCAACUUUCUGCUCUCUUCAUUUAGACUUUCCUCCAGGGACAUGGUGAAGUGGGUAUUUUUCCUAUUUUAGAGAAGGGUUGGAGAUUUCAUCAUCAGUAGAGGAAUUUGAGAGCGGGGCCUAGAGACUGGGGAACAUGCUACCGGGAGGGAGAAGUACUGGAGAAUGUGUUUAAGAAUGGGAAUGUGCCAGUGGUUGGGGCGAAUGGGAAGGAAGAGUUGAUUUAAAAGGAUGUGGGAAAGCUAAUGGAGAACCAAGCUCUUUAGAGGCAGUCUUUCCCAUGGGAAACUACAGGGUAGUUCUAACAUGUACAGAAGAGUCUUCUUUGUAGGCUCCCAAAGAGGGAGUCAAAGUAAUUGAGAUAAGGUAUCUCACCCCAUGGCCAACUGUCCUCUAAAAAUUAAGAGUGGAAGGUAUUAGUUGACCCAAAGGAGCUUCAGGUUAAAAUGGGAUAGAGUGGCAGAUUAGUAUCUUCUCUCUGUAUAGGACACAGGCAGGAGUUGGUUGGUACAGAAGCAUGAAGAGAGCCAGUUCAGCUCCUGUCAGAGCUGGAUGGGAGUUUUAAACAUUUGGGGUUGGGGGAUGGGGUGUUUUGGGGGAAGCAGAGAGUAAAUAAAGAUGUCUUAUGUUGUCCGCA
Trichosurus vulpecula (common brushtail) is the source of this 2612-nucleotide messenger RNA. RefSeq names its product cytochrome b5 domain-containing protein 1. Lineage: Eukaryota; Metazoa; Chordata; Mammalia; Diprotodontia; Phalangeridae. The record is from RefSeq and is a predicted model, not a curated record.